AUGACAACUUUAGUAGAAAAACACGAGAGUAAGAAGAAACAGCUGCAGUUAUCUCCCAUCUCUAAACACAUCGUGCAACGCAUCCAUCGUUCCAUCUACCACUCCCGAGAAUUGAUCAAUGAGAAAAAUCUUUUAUAUGAGAAUAAAGUAUAUAGCCUUGAUAUAGAAGCUAUAGCAGAAACCAUUAUGUACAAAAAGCAGUUUCCUCUGCAUGUACGAUUCGACAUAAAUUCAGCACCUGCUCAAAUACUCCGUCAAGCAUUGUCUCGGAUUCAUGGAUAUCAAUUGAUUUUAGCACAAGUUGAAGAAGAAAUCGCUGAAAAAUACAAGUCUGAAAACAAAGAACAUGAGAAAAAGUUACUCGAUCUAUGGAACGAAAUGAAGCCCAAUACUCCAUUAAAUUCGCGAAUCUCUAAACAGUGGGUAGAUAUAGGGUUCCAAGGUAGUGAUCCUGCCACUGAUUUUCGUGGAAUGGGUGUUCAUGGUCUCAAUGAUCUGCUCUAUUUUGUACAGCAUUAUCCUACAAUAGCACACUCUGUCUUACAACAUGCUUCCCAUCCUGUUUACUGGUAUCCUUAUGCUAUUGUGGGUAUCAAUAUAACUAAAUUCGCUUAUCAGCUAUUAGAAACCAAGAAACUACAGUUGCAUCUUUUCGAAUACGGAACAAGCCUAGCACAAUUUACAGAUUUUUAUUGUUAUUUGUUCUACACAUUUAAUCGGUUCUGGGUUAAUCACGAACCGAAACUGACAGUAAUGGAUUUUGAAAGGAAAUUUAAUGACUUUAAAUUACAAAUAGAAAAAGAUUUAUCAUGUGGUAAAAUUAAUAUGAAUAUUAUUUUACAGAGAAAAAAGAACGAAAAUGAUGGCGCACGAUUUUAG
Molecule: messenger RNA, 879 nt
Organism: Mycotypha africana
Lineage: Eukaryota; Fungi; Mucoromycota; Mucoromycetes; Mucorales; Mycotyphaceae
Product: ELMO/CED-12 family-domain-containing protein
Exons: 2
Coding region: 1-879 (292 amino acids)
Molecular function (GO): GTPase activator activity
Source: RefSeq, a predicted model, not a curated record